AUGGCCGGCAGUGUCUGCAAUGAGAACAAACAUACGGACAUCCAACGUGAAAGCAGCGGCAACAAGCCGAGUCUAUACUCCAUGAAUGAAGAGGAGAGGAGGAGGCUGGUGGUUAGCACCGAGAUGUGCUGCUUCUGUUUCGACGUGCUGUACUGCCAUUUGAACAACCUCAAGCAGCCCAAAGUGCCGAGGUUCACCAACGAACCACAUUCUCUGUUCGUGGCGUGGAAGAAGGGGUGCGGACGGCGCCUGCGCGGUUGCCAGGGAACAUUCACGCCCAUGAACCUGCACGAUGGGCUCAGGGAAUACGCCAUCACAAGCGCACGAGACGAACGCUUCGCUCCCAUUGCACAAGUCGAGCUGCGAAAGCUGCACUGUUCCGUGUCGCUACUCACGGAGCUGGAGGAUGCAGACAGCUAUUUAGACUGGGAGAUCGGCACCCAUGGAGUCAGGAUCGAGUUUGUGGACGAGGAAGGCUCUGAGCGAACAGCGACGUACUUACCACAUGUGCCGGGAGAACGUGGAUGGAACCGUGAGCAGACCAUUAACCGGCUCCUCCGGAAGGGCGGCUACCGGAGUCUGAUCACAGACGACUUGCGGCGCAGCCUAAAACUGACGCGGUACCGCGCACAGAGGGCCACCGCCAGCUUCACCGACUUCAUGGCCUAUCGAAACAACGGUCGUACUUUACAAGAACAUAAUGUUACGGUUAAGCCAUGAAAGGUUAGCUAUUGUACACUGUCUUUUCCAUAUAAAAUCACUAUCUUAAGUUUAUACACGAGUGAUUUGCUACCUCCAAAGGGCUUUCUCUUUCUCUAAGACAUUUCCUGUUGCUAAACAUGAUUGAAUUACAUGUACAUGUAUGUGACCCAG
Messenger RNA from Branchiostoma belcheri (Belcher's lancelet), 873 nucleotides. RefSeq names its product AMME syndrome candidate gene 1 protein-like. NCBI's taxonomy places the organism in Eukaryota, Metazoa, Chordata, Leptocardii, Amphioxiformes, Branchiostomatidae. The coding region runs from base 1 to 720 and encodes 239 amino acids. The transcript is spliced from 5 exons. The record is from RefSeq and is a predicted model, not a curated record.